AUGGGUAUUUGUUUAGACACAGAUGCCAGCGCGGCACAAGAUACCGGCGAACAAGGCAACGAUUGGAAUCGUACACGGAAUCAAGAUGGCCCAAAUGCUGCACCAGGCAGCGUUAUGGCAAUGAAUGGCAAUGGACGACUUGGUUCGGCCAAUAUCGCCGCUAUCGAUAUGCAAAAUGCUGGAAAAAUCAAAUUCGAUCCGCCCAAAGUGCCAGUGAUAUUUGUUUUAGGCGGCCCAGGUAGUGGCAAGGUCACCCAUUGCGAUACCUUUAUGCAGGAGCGACGCGGCGUUACGCACAUCAAUAUGAUGGAUCUACUGCAGCAAUAUGCAAUGGGGAAUGAUAUGCAGGACUUUUCGCAAUUAUCGUCGAAAACAGUCACCGAGGUGUUGAUGUUGGAAAUGAAAAUGGCUCCAGCUGCCAAAGCCUAUUUGAUAUCAGGAUAUCCACGAUCCAUGCGCGACGUUGUUGAGUAUUCGGAAAAGAUACAAGUCGUUAAUGGUGUUAUUUUAAUAUCCUGGCGUCAAUCAGUGCUACAGAAGCAAAUUGAUUAUGGCGCUAAAUUAGGUCAUGUUGUACUCUCCUUAGCCAAAAUGGAAUUGGAAAAUUUCUUUAAAAAUGUGAUGCCAGUCGCCGAUUACUUUGAUCAGAGUGACAUGUUGUUGGCCGUAAAUGGCGAGCGUGCUCCCACAGAGGUGUAUAAAGACUUUCGCACCGCAGUGUUAGACAUAUUGAACGCGCUUGAGAAUCAAGAAGCCAUGCUAAAUGGAGUUUCAGGUAUGGGCAGGGGAAUACAUGAUAUACCCGGCAGUAUUGUUAGCGUAGACACCGCACCUAGUCAACCCCCAGUCACUGUAGAUCACAGGUCAAGUGCUGCUGCUGCUGGUGCUGCUGGUGCUGCUGUUGCUGGUGCUGCCAUUACCGAUCUGACUGCUCCUGGUGCAGCAGCUGCAACCAUCCGGACAGGCGUCAACAGUCCAGAUGAUGACAGCGGUGUAGUUGUCACCCAGCAGCCCAAGCUCAGCCAUGCCGGCACCAGUAUGGAUGCCAACGAUGACCCCGACUCGCCCAUCCCGCCCAUCAUUUGGGUCAUUGGCGGUCCCGGCAGCAAUAAGGCCACGCUUUGCCUCAAAGCAGUUGGUCUGAACCCGGGCUGGUCCCACAUCAGUGUUGGGCGAAUACUUCGCAAUAUUACGGACACUGCGCCACGUGCCAAUACCGAGAGCUAUGCGGUCAAGGAAGCUCUCGCUGCAGGCGAAAUGGCUCCUGAGAAGUCACUGAAUCAACUCCUGGAUAGCAAUAUCCGUCAGCUACGGGGCAAAGCUGGCAUCAUCAUCGAUGGGUAUCCGCGCAAUCUGCAGCAGGUCAAAUAUUUUGAAAAUAAGUACAAACAAAUACCACCCACAAUACUGUUGGACUGCUCGAAAUUGCAGUUGGGACGCGGACGCAUAGACGACACGGUUUCUUCGUUUCGAAGACGCUUGGAACUUUUCCGGGAGCAGACGCUGCCCAUGCUCAAGACCAUGGAUAACAGCAAUCGACUACAGAUUGUGGAUGGUGAUACGGAUAGUCCCUCCGUACAACGCGAAUUUGAGCGCCUCAUACGUAAUCAUAUACAACAGUUGACCAAUACCACGGAUGGCGAGAACGUUCCAGAGACAAGGGGUAAUCAAGUGAUGCGCAAUGAACAAACGGAUGCUAUACUCCAUGACCUGGAGACGAAUGUGCCGGGUGCGGUGCCAACGAUUAGUCACCAUGUCAGCAUGAUGAAUGGACAUAUGAAGAAUCGUAAUAGCGCACUGGGUGCUACCAAUCGACCCUCACAGUUGAUGAAUGGUCAUGUGCCGGGUCGACCUGGUACAGGUCCUGUAGCACCACUUGCACAACCCGUCGAUUUUCGGCAUAUGCUCGAGGAGGCCGAACGAUAUCCGGUGGACUCGUAUAUGUAGCUACAUUUGAGAACAAUUUAUAGAUACAUAAAAGGAUUACACGCAGAGCGUACUACAAAAAGGUUUUAUAGUUUUAUAAACAAAUUCGAAUAGCUUAAGUCAUAUUGUUAGCGUUGAUUUAUUGCUAUCUAAAUUUUAAAAGUAGCAACGGUGAAUUUUGAUAUAGUAUUUAAAUGGCUAAAGCAAUCCUUGCCAAGUAUAUUUUCAUUGUAUCCAAAUAUUAGAUAAGACAAGUAGAUAUACACAGCGACACACAACUAAAUAACGAAAUAACUUAAAAGUCUCUUCACUGAAACAUUCAAUACAAUUGAAGAUGCAUUACAAAAAUAAAGUAACUAAUCUAGAAAGUUUUGGGAAAAACACUUUAAUAAAGUUGAGAAAUAAGUACAAAAAAACACUAAA
Messenger RNA from Drosophila innubila, 2349 nucleotides. Its product is annotated as adenylate kinase isoenzyme 5. Gene Ontology annotation, cellular component: nucleus; cytoplasm. The transcript is spliced from 9 exons. Bases 1 to 1947 code for a protein of 648 amino acids. The record is from RefSeq and is a predicted model, not a curated record. Gene Ontology annotation, molecular function: ATP binding; UMP kinase activity. Gene Ontology annotation, biological process: CDP biosynthetic process; UDP biosynthetic process. NCBI's taxonomy places the organism in Eukaryota, Metazoa, Arthropoda, Insecta, Diptera, Drosophilidae.